UCCGGGAGUCAACAGGUGCGGUAGGAGCCAGGGAGCCUCCGAACAGAGCCCCUUCUUUCUCUUUCUUCAUCGCUUUCGUCUUUUGUCUGAAGAAUCGGGCAGAAAUUUCGCGAUUUGCGCGACGUUUUAUAAAUCGCGACGAUCGGUGACAGUCAUAUAUCAUGCAGUCCUGAAGAAAGUUCUUCGUUUUCCCCCCGCGGACCUCGUGCAUUUUUCUCCGCGCCGUCUAAUACUUUUUAUCACAGAAACUGCUGGGAAAUCCCCAGAAUACAUGACAACGAUGAGGAGAUGUCAGAUUACUAUUUUUCUAUUCUUCGUGACUUUAACACUUAGCACAUGCUAUGACGAAUUACCAAAACCAGGCUAUACCAGAACGAUGUUGAAAGUCUCUCGAAGUCUUCCGGGCGAGACGGAAGAGUUAAAAGUGCGAACAAGCGAAGGCAAUGUGGCCACUUUAAUCGUUAAGCGACGAGACAAAUCAUCGUUCAUCAAUGAUUCGACACCAAAACCUAUUCAAGAAGAAUCGAACUUCACUGCGGAAAAUAAAAGAAAUUUCUCAAUAAAUGUGCAGAAUGAAUCGAUGCUCGAUGAGAAGAAUGAAAGCAAAAGGAAAGAUGAGGUGCGAAAACUUGAGGAAGCUCAAAUAGAACAGAUCAGGGAGACGUUCUCUAAAUUUUCAGAACCGAAAGAUGAAAAAUUAGAUAUUAAUCGAGCCGAUAAGAGACUGGUAUCUGAGAGAAGUCAGCCUAUUGGCUUAAUCGAUUAUGGGAAUUGGACGCCGUUGGACGCGGAAGGAAGAGUUUUGAAGCAAGAGGAACCGGAGGAAGAGUAUCGAAACUGGAAACCGUUGCAGACAAACUUGGAUACUGUCGAAGAAAGAACAAAUUAUGACAGAUUGGGCGAAGCCCAAUUCGGCAGCGAUAUCCUGUUUGCCAGGAAUUUCCAGGAUCGAACUCAAAAGAACUUCAAACUUAACGAUCGAAAUGUUGCGAAUGAGGACGGGUUUCAUUAUAUGUAUAUACCUCAUAUAGUGUCUACGAGGACAAAUAUUGGUGCCAAUUUGUCAAAAAACCGAGAUGGUAAAGCUGUGCCUCCGGAGGUAAUCGUUCGAUCGGAGAUCAACGUGAAAACUAUACCAAAGAGAUCGCCCUUGUCAUUGGACAUCGAUGGCACGCCAAUAAUUCAUGGUACGAGAGUGUCCGAUGAGCCUAUCGACAAAAUACAAACCUGGAGAAACGCUCGGGUUAUCAAUAACAAGCUUAUAACUUCCGAAGACAGUUUAACGGUUACCACAGAGCCUCUUGUCGAGGCUUCCGACGAUAACGCGGAAAAGAAAGAGAAAUUUGAAAAGUUUUUUAAAAAUGUUAAUCGAAGGUAUGGUCGCAACUACAACGAAGAAGCUCACAAUGUGUACUUCGAGUGGGAUCCAAGAAAUUACAAAAGCGAAGCCUUGAAAGCCGAGGUUUAUGAGCCACGUAAUGAUCAUUACCGCGCGAGCGUCCACAAAAGGAUGUUACAUCCGGACGGCAUCACGAACUAUCCGAUUUCUCAACGUUACACCCCGGAGAGUCAGACUAUAGCGCCGGUAGCGUUGAAGUCCGGCGCUCGCGCGCCGGUUCUCCAAUACGCCCAUCCAGAGCUGGGCGUGCAACCGGCCAAGAUUCUAAAGAAUGAGAAACGCCGACCGGAAAAUUUCCCGGAAAACCAACAUUCAUUUACCGAGCAACGUCAUAAAAAGAAAUAUGUGCUGAACAAUAAGAACAUCGUGGAUAGUUAUACCACGAAGAACUAUUAUCCGAAUCAGCACUUCUAUGGCUUGAAACGACCGUACGAACCGUCCCUUUGGGUGAAGAUAUCCGAAAAUCUGAAGAACCAGUUUUCCACCGGAGUCGAGAGGGUCUCACAAUUCACUAGGCCGGUAAUCGAUCCUUUGGUGGAGGCUACUCAUAAAAUCUCGCAGAAUCUCGGUCUAUCCAAAGGCUCAACCAAGGAGGCUCAAAACAAGAUCGACACGGUAGCGACAGGUACUAGCAUUCUAAUUCCGGCUCUAGGUCUCGUUGCAUCUGGUGCUGCGCUCGGCAUAGGCGCCGUGGCGGUUGGUCGAUAUCUCGACGUCGACGUUCUGAAACGAUCGAAUGUCGACGAAGACGAUCUGGAGCACAAGCGUGCCUUAGAAACUGGAGCGUACUUAAAAACGAUCGAGGAUGAUAAUUUAAAAUUGAACGAAGCGACACCGCAGACCUUGUACGUUCCUCAGAACGAUAAAACGAGAAACGAAGAUAUGGGUUCGGCAGAAAACGAUGGAGUCUUCUUGGUUCUGGAAGAGGACAAACGAAACGCCGAGAGAAUUGAAAAUCGAGAAAGUAAACAGGUGGUGGAUGAAGCCGAUUACGUGGAAACUAAUAGACGUAAAAGGAGAAGUCUCGAUUAUCUAGAUAUCUUCAAAGCGGAUACUGACAUGAAAAAUCUGAUACGCAGCAAGCGCUUUCAGAGAAAAGGUGCCGAUUCCAUCAGCGAGAUCGUGGAAAUCGAUCUGCCUGCUGGCUCAGAUCGCAUCGAUAUCACUGAAUUCCUAAUUCCAAAAAAUAAAAAGAAACAUUCGAGUGAAAAUGCUAUUCUAGUUGUCAAAGACAGCUUGAAGAUCCCAACAGAAAAUUUUCGAAUAGACACGUCGGAUCAGAACAUAUUAAAUGCCGCUACAAAGAUAUUCGGUGAUAAUUUGCGAGAUGCAGCUUCAAUAAAUGAAGAUAAUGGACAACAAGGAAGAAAUCUGAGAACCGAUGCAUUUUUCAUGUUGGACAGAUUGCAAAAUUUCGAAAGUAAUCUCGAGAAGGAAACAAUAAAUAGGAGACGAAAGCGAAGCGUCGAAAACAAUCAGGAGCUUCUGGACACGUUGCAGAAUCUGGAGAACGCAGAAGUGGCAGAAGUUGCUCACAUACAGGGCGAAUGGACGAACACACCCUGUGCAAAGAGGAUAUUUUGCGAUACAAUGAUUCAAAGAGGUUCAGAUGCCUCAGUGCUUAUGGAGAAAAAGAUGACGGCGUUAUUAAGACUAAUUCAAUCUGGAGCAGCCGCACAGGUGUCCAGUCACUUUGAGGAGGUCAUGGAUGCCAUUAGAAGACAUGAUUGUUCCAGCUUCUUGUGCCCACAGGCGAGACCCGGCAACAUCUUCUUUUAGAUACGCUUGUAGUUCUUAAAUUGCGACUCUUCUUUUACUAGUUGGCAUUUUCAACUCUAGUUAAGUCCUGCUUGAAAAAAUAUUUUUCUUUUAAUGUUUCGUUGCAAAUACAUCCUGGAAAUCCAGCUGGUUAAAUCUUUUUCUAUUUUCUCGGACACAACUUAGAAACUAUCUUGACAUUUUUCGUUAGGAAACAAUUAUUUCAAUUAACAACGGGAAAUAUUUUCACAUAAAAAAUACAACUGUUACAGAAAAUCUUGUACAUAUUAUAGAUAAUUAGUAACAACACGCGAAUUCUUUAGCUGUGUAUAAUAGCUCUCACGA
Molecule: messenger RNA, 3502 nt
Organism: Atta colombica
Lineage: Eukaryota; Metazoa; Arthropoda; Insecta; Hymenoptera; Formicidae
Exons: 4
Coding region: 272-3178 (968 amino acids)
Source: RefSeq, a predicted model, not a curated record